AUGGUGUUAUGUGAGUGUCGUGAAGAGAUUGACCCUUCCAAAAUCCCACCUGAGAUAAUGCCUAUAAGUGAAGGAAGUGGUUGGAAAACUGUCUAUUACACAGAGCCUCAGCUUGAUAACUUUGAAGAAAAGCUACUUUCCUUUUUGCAGAGCGAAGGGAGAACCUUAGAUGACUUGCCAGGUUUAUGUUCACUCACCAAAGAGGGUAACAGUAACCCUGAAGACAUCAUCCGUGCGGUCGGUGAUGUUAUGACCAGAACAAAUCAACAACAUGACAGUCACCCAUACAGACGUCUGCGGACAUUCUCCGGGGUCAGUCCCACCCCAACUGGAGAAGAGACCUUAGAUAACUGGCUGGAACAAGCAACACUCUUAGUAGAGGAAGGUGAGUGCUCCGACAAAGAAAAACGGCGUUGGAUACUGGAGAGUCUUAAAGGGCCCGCCUUUGAAAUCAUUCAAGCUGUGCGCCUGACUCAACCUGAUGCUAGCCCAAGUGAGUACAUAAAGGCUAUAGAGAGCAUUUUUGGUACAGUAGAGUCCGCAGAAGAACUAUACUUGUCGUUUAGAGCCCUCCACCAACAGUCUGGUGAGCGUUUGUCUGAGUUCCUACGAAGAGUAGAAAAAUCUCUUGUCAAAGUAAUACAGGGAGGUGGUUUACCUGUUAGCGCUGCCAAUAGCGCUCGUUUAGAGCAGCUUCUUAGAGGGUCUACCUCUGAACUCAUGUUGCUUCAGUUGAAAAUUAGGGAGCGGAGUAGUAAUCCCCCUACAUUCUUGAACCUGUUAAGAGAAGUGAUGGAAGAGGAGGUUCGCCAAUUAGCCAAACAAAGCCAUUUGUCACACAUACGUCCUCAGCGUGUACGCACUGUCCAAGCUGAAAAGGAGAAAGAACCUGAAUCAAUCUCUAGGAGUGAACUGCAAGCUCAGAUUCGAGAAUUGAGAGUGCAGCUAGAGCAGAGAAACAACCUACAACCUCAGCCAAUCUCUGAUGAAUCUUUUACAGGUCUGAAAAAGAACCAAAAACAGAAAAAUGAGUCACAGAGUGAAUUGCAAUCGCUAAGGAAACAAGUGAAAGCCUUAGAAAAUAAAAUGAGUGUAAUGGCAGUGAAAUACACAUCAGACCCCCCACGAGAACACACACCUCAGCCUCACCGAUACAAAGCAGCUCCAGUUUACAAGCCCGCUCAUUCCAAAGUUUUUCCUCCCCGACAAGACAAGGAUGAGUUUUUCUGUUAUCGGUGUGGGGAAAAUGGACACAUAGCCACCAGAUGUACUGCCCCUGAGAAUCUCCAGAAAGUUAUUAGAAAGCUUAUACGCUUAGUGCGAGUUUCCCCUUUACCAAACAAAGAGAACCCAAAUCCUGCAGCUGAAGAGCAGCAUGUAGCUAGAACCAAUAAGGUUGAAGUCUCAGAACCUAACACUGACUUACCUGAAGGUCUCGUAGGUCCAUCAUUUAUACACACCAUCAAAGUUAAUGAUGUGGUCUGCAAUGCUCUUAUCGACAGUGGGUCUAACGUGACUAUUAUUUUUGAAAGCUGGUAUAACAAACACUUACCUGAUGUCCCGAUAAAACCCCUCUCUGGUCUUGGACUCUGGGGCCUUUCAGACACUGAGUUUCCUUACAAAGGAUAUGUUGUGGUUGAGAUGGAGUUCACUGAAGAGAUCACUGGUGUAUCGGGACGAGUAGAAGUGCUUGCUUUAAUCUGCCCUGAGCCAAGAAAUCAGCAACAAACCCCAGUAUUGGUUGGGACCAACACAUCUCUGUUUCGCCGCUUAUGGGAGCUGGUGAAGACAAAAGGUGACGAGAACAUUGUGCAUUCAAUGAGGAUUCAGUCUGUUUACGCACCUGUCAAAGCACAAGAGCAGUUUGCAAAAGAUGAAGUCUUGGGACAGAUAAAGUGGAAAGGACCUGGUUUACUCUCAAUUGCUCCAGGUGUAAAGUACUAUGCAACAUGCAAAGUGGAAAGACAGAGUGCCCCAUCCAAAGACCUUGUACUGAUUGAUGCACCCACUGAACAGUUGCUCCCUGCCGGUCUACUGGUACAGCCUGGUGUGCUCUCAGACGCCAACAUAGAUAAUAACAGUUUCACUGUCCUCAUUCAGAAUGAGUCCAAAAGGGCAACUUCCAUCCCAGUUGGGACCAUCGUUGCUGAGAUGUAUGCUGUUGACACACAGAAGUUGGCUGAGAGGCGGAAUGUUUUCUCACUGCAUGAGUGGUAUGUUGGUCGCGCCAAGGGUGUUGAACACCACAUACGCCUGCAUGACCCCAGACCUUUCAGGGAGAGGUCAAGGAGAAUAGCCCCUGCCGACAUAGACGAUGUGCGGCGACACAUACAACAACUACUGGCCACUGGCAUUAUCACUGAGUCCCGUAGCCCAUACGCCUCACCAAUUGUGGUAGUCCGCAAAAAGAAUGGGAAGAUAAGAAUCUGUAUUGAUUACAGAACACUGAACAACCGCACCACACCAGAUCAGUACACAAUGCCACGCAUUGACGAUGCCUUGGAUUCUCUAUCAGGCAGCCAAUGGUUUUCAGUUCUGGAUUUGCGCAGUGGUUACUACCAGAUAGAGAUGGCUCUGGAGGACAAAGAAAAGACAGCGUUCAUUUGCCCUCUCGGUUUCUAUCAAUUUGAGCGCAUGCCACAAGGAAUCACAGGAGCGCCAGCAACAUUUCAGCGCUUAAUGGAAAAGGCUGUAGGCGAUAUGCAUCUUCUGGAAGCUCUCGUAUACUUAGAUGAUAUCAUCAUUUUCAGCAAGACGCUUGAGGAGCACGAGCAACGUCUUCUCAAGGUGUUGGACAGACUAGAGGAGGUCGGAUUGAAGGUUUCUAUUGACAAAUGCCAAUUCUGUCAGCCCGAGGUCAAGUAUGUGGGUCAUAUUGUUUCUGCUAAUGGAAUAGCUACGGAUCCAGACAAAGUGGAGGUAGUAAAGCAUUGGAAAGAGCCUACUCACUUGAAACCGCUGAAGUCCUUCCUCGGAUUUUGCAGUUAUUAUCGGAGGUUCAUUGCAAACUAUUCUGCCAUUGUCCGUCCCCUCUCCGAGCUCACUAAAGGUUACGCCCCCACUUGGCAAGACCCCAAGACUAAAAAAAGUGUUGACUCAAGCAAAGUCUAUUUCAAGCCGUCAGAGCCGUUCGGAGAGCGGUGGACUAAAACUUGCCAGGACGCUUUCGACCGUAUUCGUGACUGUUUGAUCAAUGCCCCAGUGCUAGCUUUUGCUGACCCCACAAAACCGUACAUCUUACAUGUGGACGCCAGUAUGAAUGGUUUAGGCGCUGUUCUGAACCAGGAAUAUCCUGAGGGCCUCAAGCCAGUAGCUUUUGCCAGUCGUAAGCUUAAAGAUUCAGAACACAACUAUCCAGUCCAUCAAUUGGAAUUUCUGGCAUUAAAAUGGGCUGUCGUGGACAAGUUUCACGAUUACUUGUAUGGAGCAAAGUUCAUAGUAAGAACUGACAAUAACCCAUUAACAUAUGUAUUGACCUCUGCCAAACUCAGUGCCGUCGGACAUCGUUGGCUCGCCGCCCUCGCCACCUACGAUUUCACCAUCCAGUAUCGACCUGGGAGGCACAAUGUUGAUGCUGACUUGUUGUCCAGACAGUACUCUUCAGAGGAGACAGAAGAGUGGACUAGUGUUCCACCUAGUGGCAUCAAAGCCCUCUGCAAAAGAGCCUGUGUCAGUGAAGAGGCUGAUGUGCCAGACAGAUUAGUUGAUCAAUUGGGAGCUCCUGCCACCGCAGUACCUGAAGCUUAUGUGUUUCCAGUGAACCUUAGCAUGAAUACACUUGACCAAUUGAGCUCAAAAGACAUUCAAGCAUCACAAGAUAUGGACCCAACAAUUGGACCAUUAAAGAAAGCUCUGGAGAAGAAUAAAUGCUUGACACGCUCAGAGAAUGACUCACCGGAAACUGUGCUGCUCCUUCGUGAAAGCCGCAAGUUGGAGUUAAGAGAUGGAAUACUCUACAGAGUAAAAGAAAAGAUAUGCGGGAAACAGAUCAAACAACUUGUCUUGCCCACAAGAUACCGCCCAAUGGUGUUAAGGUCUCUACAUGAUGAGUGUGGACACUUGGGAGUCGAACGCACCACUGAACUGAUCAAGGACAGAUUUUAUUGGCCGCGAAUGACAGCUGAGGUCGAGCAGUACAUUCGAACCUGUGGUAGAUGUAUCUCCAGAAAGACACUCCCUCAACAUGCCUCGCCCUUAAACCAAAUAACGAGUAAUGGCCCCUUGGAUUUAGUUUGUAUCGAUUUUCUGCAAAUAGAGCCUGACUCUAAAGGUGUUGCUAAUGUGUUGGUAGUGACAGACCAUUAUACACAUUACGCACAAGCAUUUGUUACAAAAAAUCAAAAGGCUAUCACAGUUGCCAGGGUAUUGUGGGACAAGUAUUUUGUGCACUAUGGCCUACCUGCAAGGAUACACUCGGAUCAGGGCCGAGAUUUUGAAAGUCGCCUGAUAAAAGAACUCUUGUCCAUGCUUGGGAUUCGGAAGUCAAGAACAUCUCCCUACCACCCUCAAGGGGAUGCCCAACCAGAACGAUUCAAUCGAACACUUUUAGCCAUGCUUGGUACCCUGGAUGCCGUACAAAAACAACAUUGGAGUCAACAUAUAACUUACCUGGUACAUGCAUACAAUUGCACAAAAAAUGAUUCCACGGGAUACUCCCCUUAUCAUCUCAUGUUCGGAAGGGAAGCAAGGUUACCCAUUGACAUCUGUUUUGGAAUCUCACCAAAUGGUGAAAGUGAAACCUCCUACCAACAGUACGUGGCCAGGAUGAGGAAAGAGUUGCAAAAAGCUUAUCAGUUGGCAUCUGAUGCUGCUACAAAGAAUCACCUGAAAAAUAAAGCCCGAUAUGACCAACGUGUGAGAGACCUACCUUUGGAGAAAGGAGACCGAGUUCUCAUACAGAAUGUGGGUCUAAAAGGCAAACAUAAACUCCAAGAUCGAUGGAAAUCAAUACCAUAUGUUGUUGUGGAGAAGUUGCCUAACCUGCCUGUUUAUAAGGUUAAACCAGAGCAUGGUUCAGGUGUGCUGAAAACUCUCCAUCGAGAUCAUCUGUUACCCAUCGGUUACAUGGUCAGGAUGUUUAACCCAGCAGAUGAUGCAAGCUCUGUUCGGAGACCUGUAACAAGAACUCAACGUGCUCAGAAACGUCAACCAACCAAGUCUGAAGAAAGUGACACAGAGUCAUCAGGUUCAGAGUUUGAAACCGUCCACAAAUCUCCAGAUUUUGAUAUGGAUGAGGUCCGGAGACGGCUAAAGAUAAAUCACUCUGUGGGGAAUGAUGAGAGUGACAACUCUGAGGAGGAUGGAAAAGCUGUGGAGGAAAGCUGUGAAGUUACAGAAACUCAACAACUUACAGAGACAGAGAAUGAGGAACCGCUUGAAGUUGAUGCACCUCCUAUGCCAUACUCUGAUGUCCAAGAGACAAAUUCUGAAUCUGUUGAAGAAGAUUCUCAAGAUUCAGAAGAGGGAGCAAAGUCACCUCCCUUACAAAGAAACAAACAUAAUAUAGCUGCUGAAAGAGCAAAAAGUGAAAGGUCUUCUACAGUCCGGACAUCCUUGAGAAAACCAAAGCCACCUAUAAGAUUUACUUAUGAGGAACCUGGUCAUCCAUCUUUUGAACCAGUUACCAUCAUGCACCAUGGCAUGGUCAUCCAACUCAAAAUGAACCCUCCAGACCAAGACAAUAAACCAAGGAAAAAGUCCAAAACAUCCCAAAGGUAUAUGGAGGAGGAUAAAAGGAAGAGGGACAAAAGGUGUGAUGAGGACAUCUACACAUUCAGAAGAGGGAGGGUGUAGCCCUGUACAAAAUUUCUAUAAAUUAGAGUUUAAAAGAUCAUUAACAGUGUAAUUCACACACACAUAAAGAAACAAAAGAAAAGUUUAUAAAUGGAGUUCAUAAAUAGUUAAAAUUGGGUAAAAGGUGUGCUGGUUAAAAGUAUAAAUAUAAUAUUUAGAGUUUAAUAAAUAAGACUAUUUACAGAUAAAGUUAAAUUCAUUAUAGAAAGUUUUUUUAUGUUUCAUUUGAGAGAAAAAGUAGAGAAGAAGAAACUGUGUUUAUCUGUGUAACCUAAUCUGUUACCUGUCACCUGUCAAUCAUUUAAUUCCCGUUUUGCUUUUGGUUGUGUUAGUACUUGAGCCAAUUAGAGUAACAUCAUUGUGUAAGGGGCGGGACUAGUGGGACAGGUUUGUGUGAGGAGUAGUGAGCACGUAUGGAAAACGGAGAACAGACGCUAUAAUGAGAGCGCUAAUGAAGGAGGCAUCGUGGUGUGGGAAGCAUUAAUGUUUUUAUGAAGGUCAACUACUCGUGGUCCUUACAACAAAAAACUUUGGUGUGACCUGCAAGAGGAGACGGACGUUGGUGAGCGAGAGACUGGUUUUCCAACCGAAGGCCCUGCUGUUUCUGCUUUGCUGUUUCUGUGUGCCCUGCCGUGAUCAUCUGUGCUGUGCUUCUUCCUUUGCCAUUACCAUCGCUAUUGCCAUUACCAUCGCUGUACUAACUUAACCUGGAUUCGUGAGUACUAACAUUCACCUGCACGUGCUUUUUUGUUUAUGCUCAGUUUCUGAGUGAAGCGGCCAUUCCAGUUUUUAGGCCUCACCGCACACAAAGUGUCAUCGAACAGGCCUGCAACGGGGUUGGACAUUUUUUCAGAGGGAAUGAAUGAUUGUUUAAUUUCCAUAUAACCACAGAAAGGUUUUUUCCUUUUGGGAAAGUGAAGUUUUCUUUGUUUUAGUUUUUUAUUUCAUAUCUUU
Carassius gibelio (silver crucian carp) is the source of this 6747-nucleotide messenger RNA. RefSeq lists its product as uncharacterized. NCBI's taxonomy places the organism in Eukaryota, Metazoa, Chordata, Actinopteri, Cypriniformes, Cyprinidae. Bases 1 to 5793 code for a protein of 1930 amino acids. Gene Ontology annotation, molecular function: nucleic acid binding; aspartic-type endopeptidase activity; zinc ion binding. The transcript has 3 exons. The record is from RefSeq and is a predicted model, not a curated record. Gene Ontology annotation, biological process: DNA integration; proteolysis.